Messenger RNA from Arctia plantaginis, 1128 nucleotides. NCBI's taxonomy places the organism in Eukaryota, Metazoa, Arthropoda, Insecta, Lepidoptera, Erebidae. The record is from the annotation of a GenBank genome assembly.
AUGGACGUUGACGCAAUCCAAAAUAACUAUUUUUCUAGUUACGAGGACUUAGAGGUACACAAGUUGAUGGUAGAAGACGAGCCAAGAACUCUAGCUUAUAAGAAUGCAAUCUUAAAUAACCAGUCAUAUUUUAAGGAUAAAAUUGUAAUGGAUGUGGGAAGUGGAACUGGAAUACUAUCUAUAUUCUGUGCACAAGCCGGCGCAAAGAAAGUUUAUGCUGUUGAAGCUAGUAACUUGGCUGGUUUAAGCAAAGAAAUUAUCAGAGAAAAUAACUUGCAGAAUGUUAUUGAGGUUAUUCAUAGUAAAGUAGAAGAUGUAAUCUUACCAAACAAUUCAAAAGUAGAUGUCAUAGUGUCUGAGUGGAUGGGUUUUUAUCUGCUACAUGAAGGCAUGCUAGAAUCUGUGCUGAUGGCCAGAGACAAGUUUCUCAAAGAUGAUGGUCACAUGUUCCCUGAGAGUGCUGCUGUGUAUAUAGCCCCAUGUAGUGUACCAUCAUUAUAUCAGAAAUGGAAUGACAUCUAUGGAGUUAAAAUGACAAAUUUUGCUAAAGAGCUUAGGGCUAGCAAAGGAAACAAACCAGAAAUCCUGACUAUAAAGCCAGAAGAUUUGUUAGGAACUGAAGUAAUACUUUGUUGGUUUGAAAUGAAAGAGACGUCUCUGGAAGAUUUAGAAUCAUUUACCAUACAACAUGUUCUAGGUGCGAGCCGAGAUGGUAGCUACCAAGGUCUGUGCAUAUGGUUUGAAUGCCUUUUUCCCGACUCGUCGGAUGGGGAAGGCGAUAACCGUGUUGUAUUGGACACCAGUCCUAAGAGUGCGCCGACCCAUUGGAAACAAACCUUAAUAGUUUUUCCUCAAGAACAAGCUGUCGAAGAAGGAGAACCAAUAGCUUUUCAAUUGGAUAUGAACAGGGACCCUAUAAAUGGUAGAAGGUACAAUCUGCAAGUGACUAUGCUGGAUCCAGAGGUAGUGGAACAUCCACAGCCAUGUUCCUGCCACAUGACUAAGUGUAUAUUAGUCAAGGAAUUCUUGAAACAACAUACCGACCAUGUUCUAAAUCAGAAAAAUGAAAUUAAUGGCACAAACAUACUUCAAGAUGAACCUAUUGAUGAGGAUGAUGAUGAAAGUUGA